UGGGUGACCACGUGGGAAAGGCUGCCUUCAGCUAUAAAAAUGUCCAUCAGUUGCGUCUUGAAGUGCCAUCAGCUGUAACCGAAGAUCCAGAUCCCAAGACCAUAGCCAAGCCCUCCCAUUCCCAAGAACUGAAGACCAUGGAGCUCUCGGACAGCGACCGCCCAGUCAGCUUCGGCUCCACAUCAUCCUCAGCUUCUUCCCGGGACAGCCAUGGUUCCUUUGGCAGCCGAAUGACCUUAGUUUCAAAUAGCCACUUGGGCUUGUUUCCCCAGGAUAAGGAAGCAGGGGCCAUAAAACUAGAGCUGAUUCCAGCCAGGCCGUUUUCCAGCAGCGAGCUGCAGAGGGACAGCCUAGCCGGGCAACAGAACACAGAGGCGGGUGGCGAGAGGCAGCCCCGGACCCAGCGGAGAGUGGAGGCAAACGGGGCCACCAAAACUAGUGCAGAAUCAGCCACCAGCCCCAAGCUCCUCUACGUGGAUAGAGUUGUUCAGGAAAUCCUGGAGACUGAAAGGACUUACGUGCAAGAUUUAAAAAGCAUCGUAGAGGAUUACCUUGACUGCAUCAGGGACCAAACGAAACUCCCUCUGGGGGCAGAAGAAAGAUCAGCCCUGUUUGGAAACAUACAGGAUAUCUACCACUUCAACAGCGAACUUUUGCAAGAUUUGGAAAACUGUGAAAAUGACCCUGUGGCCAUAGCAGAAUGUUUUGUGUCCAAGAGUGAAGAGUUCCACAUUUACACCCAGUAUUGCACGAACUAUCCGAGAUCUGUGGCUGUGUUAACAGAGUGCAUGAGGAACAAGGCCCUAGCCAAAUUCUUCAGGGAGCGUCAGGAAACUCUGAAACACUCGCUGCCUCUGGGGUCCUAUCUCUUGAAGCCAGUUCAGCGGAUUCUCAAGUAUCACCUCCUUUUGCAUGAAAUAGAAAAUCACCUUGACAAGGACACCGAAGGCUAUGACGUGGUGCUUGAUGCUAUCGACACGAUGCAGCGAGUCGCCUGGCACAUCAAUGACAUGAAGCGGAAACAUGAGCACGCCGUCCGGCUGCAGGAGAUACAGAGCUUGCUCACUAACUGGAAGGGGCCAGACCUGACCAGCUAUGGCGAACUGGUGCUCGAAGGAACCUUCCGCAUCCAGCGGGCCAAGAAUGAGCGAACCCUCUUCCUCUUUGACAAGCUGCUUCUCAUCACAAAGAAGAGAGAUGACACGUUUACAUACAAAGCUCACAUCCUGUGUGGCAACCUCAUGCUCGUGGAGGUGAUCCCCAAGGAGCCGCUCAGCUUCAGUGUCUUCCACUACAAGAACCCCAAGCUGCAGCACACAGUUCAGGCGAAAUCUCAGCAGGACAAACGCCUGUGGGUUCUACACCUGAAGAGGCUGAUCCUGGAGAACCAUGCGGCCAAGAUUCCAGCAAAGGCCAAGCAAGCAAUACUUGAAAUGGAUGCCAUUCAUCAUCCGGGCUUCUGCUACAGUCCUGAGGGGCAGGCGAAAGCCCUCUCCACUCCGUACCGGCCGAGGAGAAAAUCUGAACCUUCCUCAAGAUCACAUAAAGUUUUGAAGACCAGUGGAACAGCACAAGACAUCCAAAAGGUCUCCAGAGAGGAAGGGUCUCCCCAGCGGACUUCGGCAGGGCCAUCUCCUGCCCAGAGGGACAGUCAGCCCGGCAGUUCUGCCAUUCUCAGUGCGCUUCGCGGGGGCGGGGCCGUCAGAAACAUCUGGACAGACCACCAGAUCAGGCAAGCCCUGUUUCCCAGCCGACGGUCCCCACAGGACCACGAGGAUGAUGAAGAUGAUUACCAGAUGUUCGUGCCAUCCUUUUCCUCUUCAGAUUUGAACUCUACCAGACUGUGUGAAGAUAGCACUUCAAGUCGCCCUUGCAGUUGGCACAUGGGACAGAUUGAGUCCACAGAGACCACCAAUUCUGGCCACAGGGUUGUUAGGCGAGCUAGCAGUGCUGGUGAGAGCAACACGUGCCCUCCUGAAGUCGGAAUGAGGGACAGCGAUGGCUCUCCAUACAGCCCCCGAAGGGAACUGCAGAAUGACCCUAAAACAGAAGGGCAGGACGGAUUGACUCUCUUUGGGUCAUCUAUAGAGUUGACUAUUGAUGAUAUAGACCACGUCUAUGAUAACAUAAGUUAUGAGGACUUAAAAGUAAUGGUUGCUAAACGAGAAGAAGCUGAAUCCACUCCCCUAAAAUCAACCAGGGACUCUGUUCGACCCAAGAGCACCCCAGAGCUAGCCUUCUCAAAAAGCCAAGCUGGCCGCGAGAAGAUCUCUGUGCACACAAACAAAGACGGACCUCUGACAGGGCGCGAGGCAUCGAACCAAAGCACACAUGAACUCGAGGUGGUUGAGAACAUCUAUGACACAAUCCGGCUCCCAGACCCACCCUCCUCUCUGGAUUUCAAAUGCAGCAGCCUACAGCGUCCGAAGAGGAGCACCUUCUUAGGUCUGGACACUGACUUUGCAUGCUGUGACAGCCUGCGGCCCUUCAUUUCCCAGGACAGCCUCCAGUUCAGUGAGGACGAAACGUCUAACCACCAGGGACCCUCUGAUAAUGACUAUUUGAGUUUGCUGUAUAACUCUUUCAGCUGUAACUUGCCUCUAGCUGAUAAGUCUAUAUCUGAUAAACUGUCCGAAGAAGUAGACGAAAUCUGGAAUGACCUGGAAAAUUACAUUAAGAAAAACGAAGUCAAAGCUAGAGACCGGCUCCUCGCAGCAUUUCCCGUCAGCAAAGAUGAUGUGCAAGACAGGCUGCACGCUGAGAGCACGCCCGAGCUGAGCAAAGACACGGGGCGGGCCCUGUCUACGCUCUCGCUCCCUGAGCGCCAUGCCCUCCUCACGCCGCUGAAGGACAGGCCCAGCAGAGCCAGCCGGGCCAGCUGCCCCUUGGAAGAAGACCUCAUAUCCAAAGAAAGCUCCUUUAUGAGUCUAAACCAGCUGUCGCUGGCCGCUGAAGUGCCUCCCAUGGAAAAUCCCUAUGACUUGGCCAACAACAGUCUGUCCCAAGCAGACCUAGACAACCCUGACCCUGGGGUGGAUGCCGCAGAUAAGACCAAAAGCAGAGUUUUUAUGAUGGCGAGGCAGUACAGUCAGAAGAUCAAGAAGGCAAAUCAGCUUUUAAAAGUGAAAAGCCCCGAGUUGGAGCAGCCACCGGCCAGCCAACAGCAUAAAACUGUGCACAAAGACCUGGCAGCCAUCUUAGAAAACAAGAAGCAAGGAGGGCCUGCCAUCGGUGCCAGGAUUGCUGAGUAUUCCCAACUGUAUGACCAGAUUGUAUUCAGAGAGUCUCCCUUUAAGACUCAGAAGGACAGCUGGGCCAGCCCUCAAGAAUCCUCCAACCUCAGGUCGACAUCACCUUCCCAGGCCCAGCGUCGUAGCGAGGACUGGCUUUUGCAUUCAACCUAUAGUAAUGGAGAAUUAGCAGAUUUCUGCCCUCGGCCAGAGCAAGACUUGAAGCCAAAAUAUCCCACUUUGGAAAUCAACACAAGAAGUACUCCAAGACAACUGUCCACAGCUUGCUCUGUGCCUUCUCUCCAAACCUCCGACCACCCACUGGGUCUCACACAGAGGCACAGCGUGGUAGUCAGUCAGCCCAACAAAGAGAUUUCAUGUCAGGGCCACCUUUAUAACUCCUUGGGUCGGAAAGGAAUCAGCGCUAAAGCUCAGCCUUAUAACAGGUCUCAGUCGUCCUCCUCCAUCUUGAUAAACAAGUCAGCGGAUUCCAUCAACUACCCCAAUGAAACAGGAAGCAAACAGCUGCCGUCUUUACACAAGAGUGCAAAGUGUGAGAGUCACCAGGACUUGCUGCCUGGUAUAGGUGACUCAUGUCCACAGGGUACUGGGAAACGCUCUGAUCUCACCCUCCAAGACUCACAGAAAGUUCUGGUAGUAAAUAGAAAUUUACCCUUAAAUGCCCAAAUAGCUACCCAGAACUAUUUUUCCAAUUUCAAAGAGACUGAAGGAGACGAAGAUGACUAUGUGGAAAUAAAGUCAGAAGAAGAUGAGUCAGAGUUAGAGCUGUCUCACAGUCGUAGAAAGAAAUCUGACCCCAAGACUGUGGACGCUGGCUUUUCCGAUAACCUCUGCCGCAAUGACACGUCAGACUCUUUGAAUAGUCCGUGCACUCCAAAAAAGCCAGUAGGUGGCAAACUGGGAGUUUCACCCUACCUGACACCAUACAACGAUUCUGACAAACUGAAUGACUAUCUUUGGAGGGGCCCAUCCCCCAAUCAGCAAAACAUUGUCCAGAGUCUAAGGGAAAAAUUUCAGUGUCUUAGUUCUAGCAGCUUUGCCUGAGAUUCUUAAUAGCGGCUGCCUGAAAUGAACUUCUUCCUGUGCUCAUGCAUAACAGAUCCUGGGAGGUGUUUCAUACGUUCCAGAUUAAAACAGUUUUGUAAUAACCAGAGGUGUAAAACAUACUUCCUUUUACAGCACAACUUUCUGAAAUGGCCGAUGACCCAGCUGGGAUUGUACUGUAGCCAGUGUCAGCAUCUAACUGUUCUCUGAUUCUGGUUGUCUUCGUGUUUCAUGUAAGUCAGUCUUACUUGAAAAUGUCUAGGUUUUCUUUUUUCCUUUUUUACCAAGAAGGCCGUAUCUUCCCCCUGCCCCCACCCCCGUUCUGACAGUAGUGCCC
Pteronotus mesoamericanus is the source of this 4632-nucleotide messenger RNA. It is a transcript of the gene PLEKHG1, whose product is annotated as pleckstrin homology and RhoGEF domain containing G1. The transcript has 16 exons. Gene Ontology annotation, molecular function: small GTPase binding; guanyl-nucleotide exchange factor activity. Lineage: Eukaryota; Metazoa; Chordata; Mammalia; Chiroptera; Mormoopidae. The record is from RefSeq and is a predicted model, not a curated record. Bases 138 to 4295 code for a protein of 1385 amino acids.